Silurus meridionalis is the source of this 2793-nucleotide messenger RNA. RefSeq names its product DEXH (Asp-Glu-X-His) box polypeptide 58 (gene dhx58). Gene Ontology annotation, molecular function: ATP binding; double-stranded RNA binding; zinc ion binding. Gene Ontology annotation, cellular component: cytoplasm. The transcript has 12 exons. Lineage: Eukaryota; Metazoa; Chordata; Actinopteri; Siluriformes; Siluridae. The coding region runs from base 131 to 2167 and encodes 678 amino acids. The record is from RefSeq and is a predicted model, not a curated record. Gene Ontology annotation, biological process: response to virus; innate immune response; positive regulation of interferon-beta production.
UUCCUGUAAACUCCCUUCAUAUUCAGUUUCAUUUCUUACUCUAAAAGGCUGACUCAGUUUAAAGAGCUGUGCAGAUGAUUCCUCAGCACAGCAAAACAUUGUUCGUUCACUGAGGUCUUCCCAAAAAAAGAUGGAGGAGAUAUCACUGAGGCCGUACCAGCAGGAGGUGGUGCAGGCAGCUCUGAGAGGAGAGAACAGCAUCAUCUGGCUGCCAACAGGUGGAGGAAAGACUCGCGCUGCUGUCUAUGUGGCCAAGAGGCACCUAGAGACUCAUCCUAACCCCAAAGUGGCUGUUCUCGUCAACAAGGUGCACCUGGUGGAUCAGCACUUUCAGAAUGAGUUCCAGCCCUACCUGGGGAGCUCGGUGAAGAUGGUGCCAAUCAGCGGCGACAAUAGCGAGAAAGACUUUUUCGGCUGCGUGGUGAGGGACUCGAGCCUGGUCAUUUGCACAGCUCAAAUCUUGGAGAAUGCCCUAAUAAACACGGAGGAGGGCAAGCAUGUGGAGCUCACAGACUUUACACUGCUGAUCAUUGACGAAUGCCAUCAUACUCAUAAGGAUGCGGUGUAUAAUAAAAUCAUGGCACGCUACGUGAAAAAGAAGAUGAAAGGAGAGAAAGGUCUGCCUCAGAUCCUGGGCCUUACAGCCUCACCCGGUACCGGAGGAGCCAGAACACUGGAGGGUGCCAUUGCUCAUGUUUUGGAGAUCUGCGCGAACCUGGAUUCUGUUAUCGUGUCAACUAAACAUGAAACCCCAGGGCUUAAAAAAGCUGUCCCCAGACCCACGAAGAACUAUGACAUCGUGGAUGUGCGCCACUGGGACCCUUUUGGCAAUCAUCUGAAGAUGAUGAUGAAGCUGAUUCAUGAAUUCAUGAUGUUAGACAUAAAAUUACCUCUGCGAGAGAUCGGCACUCAGGAGUACGAAGCCGAUGUCGUCGAGCUGGAAAAGAAAGGUGUAUCGGAGAAGAACAGGUUGUUGUCACGUUGUGCUCUCCACCUGCGGAAAUUUAACGAUGCCCUGCUCAUUAACGAUACUGUACGCAUGGUGGAUGCUCUCAGGCUUCUGGAGGAGUUCUACUCCAAAGAGACGACCAAUGUGCUGGAUGUCACCGAUGAGUUCCUCACAGGACUCUUUAAUGAGAACCGAGUGGAGCUGAAGCAACUUGCGUCCGACGCAUUGAAUGAGAAUCCAAAACUGGAGCGACUGCAGCGCACCCUGGUGGAGCAGUUCCGAGAAAAGAACUCGCGUGGUAUCAUUUUCGCCAAAACCCGUGAGAUCACACGCUGCCUGUACGACUGGGUGUGUGCAAAUCCAGCUCUGCAGCGUGCUAACAUCCGGGCUGCUAAUCUGGUUGGGGCAGGAACCGGAGCCACCCACAUGACCCAGAGGGAGCAAAAAGAAACGAUUCGGACAUUCCGAAAAGGAGACCUCAACCUCCUCAUCUCGACCAGCGUGGCCGAGGAAGGCCUCGACAUCCCAGAAUGCAACGUGGUGAUCCGCUACGGGCUUCUCACCAACGAGAUUGCACAGCAGCAGGCCAGCGGGCGAGCCCGAGCCAGCAACAGCGUUUAUUCUGUGGUGGCAGAAAUAGGGAGCCGGGAGAUGCACAAAGAAAAGACCAAUGAAUAUCUGGAGCAGUUAACUGGCAGAGCGGUCGCUCACGUGCAGAAUAUGGAGUCUAGACAAUUCCGCAUGAAGAUUUUCGAACUGCAGCAGGAGGCAGUGAUGUCACGCGUUCUGGAAGCUACGCAGAGGAAGGAGAAGAGGCUCAAGUACAACUCUGCUGAGGUGGAGUUCGAGUGCCGGGGCUGCUUCAAAUCGGUCGCUCGUGGAGAUGACAUUAGAAUCGUGAACGAUUCGCAGCACGUCAACAUCAACCCUGAAUUUGAGAGGUUCUAUAAGACUGGAGGGCAAAUUUAUCUGGAACGGACGUUUGAAGAUUGGGAGCCCGGUUGUAAGAUCAGCUGUGCUGUAUGUGGACAGGAUUGGGGGAUGGAGGUGAAGUUCAAAAAGGUGGUGUUGCCAUGUCUGAGAAUAAAAGGCUUUUCGAUGAAGACACCUCAGAGUAUCCGCCCGGGCAAAAAGUGGAAGGACAUCGAGUUCCCGGUGAAGGAGUUUGACUUCGUUCAGUAUGUGAAACAACGCUACCCUGACCUCGAUCUGGACUGAGUGUCUUUUAAUCAUCCACCUUCCCUUCGAACAACGGGUUUUUCCACACAUAGCAUUCACACUGAAAUCUCCAUUGCUUCAUUUUGGCCAUCAGAUGUCGCUGUUGUGCAAAAGAACAUUCCAAGCUUUUCAAACAUCAGGUUCUCACAGUGUUUGUCAAAUCACACUCCUGCACUCAAUAGGUAUCAUGAUAGUUGAGACAUUUAGUGUACUAGCAUGGGGCUUUGAGAUGCCGCAAGUGUCUUUGGGGAGCGAAUACACUAAUGCACUUGAAGCCUGAUUGCCUGAUUAAUUCAAAUUUAUGCUGAUAAAUGUGCAUUCAAAUGCUUGCCAUCAUGAAAAGCUCAUGGCUUGCGACGCUCCAACUUUCACCCAGACUCGAAUGCUGGGUGACUGGAAAUGACCUUUGACCCUUGCACUUUUAAAAGAGGCUGCUCUAGACCUUUUCAUCGACUUUUCAUGUACACUUUGAAUUAUAUGCAUCAUGCCUCAUUAUAUUUGCACAUUUCUUUUUCUUUGCUGCUGUAACGGAAAUUUCCGCACUGUGGGACAUAUAAAGAUAUCUUAUCUUAUGAACUUUUACUAUGAACUGUGUAUAUCCGAAUAAAGAAUACAUGCUAAUAAUA